UAAACGCCGGCAUAAACUCCGUGAGCCGACCGUCACUUUCAUCUUUUUCGAAAUCCCAACGUUCCUAUUUCUGUUCAAACACAUCAACGAGGCAAAAUAAAUAAAUAAACAAAAAUCAUCUCUCUUCCUCUGCUUAUUCUUCUUUCCUCUCAAUAAUCGAAACCGAAACAGAAGAAACAUCACCACCAAUGGGAUGUUUUAUGGGUUGUUUCGGUCUCUCUUCCAACAAAAAACGCAGAAAUUCCAUCAGGAAGAUCCUGCCUCGAGAUCAAAGAAUCUGUAGCUAUGAGCCUCUACUUUCUUCAGAUCCGACAGAUUUCAGUACUGUUGCAGAUAACCCUGAAAAGAUCUCGAAAACGAACCUCAGAUGUGAGGUGGAGGAGGCGGAGAAGAACGGGACUAAGAAGACGAGGAAGAGAGUCAGAUUUAACUUGAAUGUGCAAACCUAUGAACCAAUCCUACCAACAAGAUAUCAGAACUGUUGCAGUGAUGAUGAAGAAGAGGAGGAGAAAGGAGAAAUAAGCAAGGGAUCUUCGUGGAAAGCGGUUAAAGCAAAGCCUGUAAGAGUUAAACAGGUAAUGAAGGAGAAUGUUGAAGUGGAUACAGAUGAUCAAGCAAAACCGCUACUGAAGGAGAUUGUCGUCAAUACAAGCCUUUCCACUUGGUUGGCCUCACCAAAGAGUUUCCAUGGGAUUGGUUCGUCCAAGAGAUCUCCAUUUAUGGUUAUCACCAACAUGUGA
This is a messenger RNA of Thlaspi arvense, 740 nucleotides long. The record is from the annotation of a GenBank genome assembly. Lineage: Eukaryota; Viridiplantae; Streptophyta; Magnoliopsida; Brassicales; Brassicaceae.